Messenger RNA from Mycotypha africana, 486 nucleotides. Its product is annotated as ricin B lectin domain-containing protein. Bases 1 to 486 code for a protein of 161 amino acids. The record is from RefSeq and is a predicted model, not a curated record. The transcript has 4 exons. Lineage: Eukaryota; Fungi; Mucoromycota; Mucoromycetes; Mucorales; Mycotyphaceae.
AUGGACGAAUUUCCUUCCGGUUACUUUUAUAUAACGUCUCGGAAUUCGGGAAAGGUCAUUGACGUUGACGGCGCGUCCAAAAAGAAUGACGGUAAGAUUCUCAUUUGGACACCCAAACACAACGAUGAUAGAGACAAUCAAUUGUGGUAUUACCAGGAUGGGUUCAUAGUCAACAAAUGUUCGGGAAAGGUUUUAGAUGUGCGAGGUGGACCACUUGUCAGUGGGGCUCUCAUUUGUCAAUAUGAUCGUAAAGCAAUAGCAGAGGCAGAUAAUCAGAGGUGGGGAUACGAUAACGGGUAUAUUUAUACCCUGGCCAACCAGCAUAUGGUGCUUGAUGUGAAGGAUAAUAUGACAUCCGAUGGUACAAGAGUGAUUCUACACUACAAAAAACUUGGAUAUGACAAUGCCAAUCAAUUAUGGGAUUUAGUACCUGCUGGUGAAGUACGAGCAGAACGAGAAAUUUUAUUUGAGGCAGAAUUCGAAUAA